AGGAAGGGACUGGCAAACCCACAGAGGGCGAGGAGCCGAGCACGGGGUGCAGACAGACUCUGAGACAAUGGCCAAGCUGGUGGAGUGUGUCCCUAACUUCUCAGAGGGGAAUAACAAAGAGGUGAUCGAUGCGCUGGGGCAAGCCAUCUCCCAGACGCCGGGCUGUGUGCUGCUGGACGUGGAUGCCGGCUCCUCCACCAACCGCACCGUCUACACCUUUGUGGGGUCUCCCCAGGCUGUCAUCGAAGGGGCGCUGAGCGCAGCCCGCGUGGCUGGGCAGCUCAUCGACAUGAGCCGACACACAGGUGAACACCCUCGCAUGGGGGCCCUGGACGUCUGCCCUUUUGUGCCGGUGAUGAACGUCAGCAUGGAGGAGUGUGUCAACUGUGCCCAAGUCUUCGGGCAACGCUUGGCAGCAGAGCUGGGGGUGCCUGUGUACCUGUACGGAGAGGCGGCGCGGCAGGAGAGCAGGAAGGCUCUGCCCAACAUCCGCGCCGGAGAGUACGAGGCGCUGCCGGAGAAGCUUGCAAAACCAGAGUGGGCUCCUGAUUUUGGGCCCCCAACCUUUGUCCCUCGGUGGGGGGCCACAGUGACAGGUGCCAGGACCUUCCUUAUCGCCUACAACAUCAACCUGCUGUGCACCAAGGAGCUGGCUCACCGCAUUGCCCUCAACAUCCGCGAGCAGGGUCGUGGCGCUGACCAGCCCGGGCGCUUGAAGAAGGUGCAGGGCAUCGGCUGGUAUUUGGAGGAAGAGAACAUAGCCCAGGUUUCGACGAACCUGCUGGACUUUGAGACCACGCCGCUCCACGUUGUCUACGAGGAGGUCUGCCGAGACGCAGAGGCACUGAACCUCCCCGUGGUGGGGUCCCAGCUGGUGGGGCUUGUCCCCAAGAAGGCCAUGCUGGACGCAGCUGAGUUUUACAUAAAGAAGGAAAAACUCUUCAUCCUAGAGGAGGAACAGAAGAUCAGACUGGUGGUCAGCCGGCUGGGCCUGGACUCCCUGUCUCCGUUUCACCCCCAGGAGCGCAUCAUCGAGUACCUGGUGCAGGCAGGAGAGCAGGACAAGGGGCUGGUGGCCAAGCCACUGGGCGCCUUCGUGCGAGCAGUUGGUGGGAGGUCGGCAGCGCCAGGAGGAGGCUCCGUGUCUGCAGCUGCAGGUGCCCUGGGAGCGGCGCUGGGCUGCAUGGUGGGGCUGAUGAGCUAUGGAAAGCGGCAGUUUGAGGAGCUGGACCCCAUCAUGAGGAAGCUGAUCCCCCCCUUCCACCAGGGCAUGGACGAGCUUGUGGCGAUGGUGGAUGCUGACUCUCGUGCCUUCAGCAGCUACAUGGAAGCUAUGAAGCUGCCAAAAAGCACCCCUGAAGAGCGGGAGAGACGCACAGCUGCCAUGCAACAGGGGCUGAAGACAGCUGUGAGGGUGCCCUGUGCCCUGGCAGAGAAGGUGAGCGGGCUUUGGCCUCCUCUCAAGGAGCUGGCACGCCACUGCAACCUGGCCUGCAAAUCUGACAUCCAGGUUGCAUCUCUCAAGCCGCGCUUCACAAACUGGCCCGUGGUUUCCAUCCACUAACUUCUUGGCAGCUUGCAACCCUUGUAGGAGAGUUGACUUCCACCAGCCCUUGCCUCAGUUUUCCCACCUGUGCGGCAAGGCCAUGAAUGCUUCCCACUGCCAGAGCCACAGCCUGAAAAUACCAUGUUGGAAAGUGUUGCAUGCUGUUGGGUCACAGAGUCACAGAAUCGUAGUGGUUGGAAGGGACCUCAGAGAUCAUCGAGUCCAACCACAAAAAAAAAAAAAACAAAACAAAAC
Messenger RNA from Calidris pugnax (ruff), 1801 nucleotides. It is a transcript of the gene FTCD, whose product is annotated as formimidoyltransferase cyclodeaminase. Gene Ontology annotation, molecular function: transferase activity; folic acid binding. The transcript has 13 exons. Bases 68 to 1564 code for a protein of 498 amino acids. NCBI's taxonomy places the organism in Eukaryota, Metazoa, Chordata, Aves, Charadriiformes, Scolopacidae. The record is from RefSeq and is a predicted model, not a curated record.